GAGUAGGAGAAGAUUCAUGUGAGGGGUGUGGAGCAGCAGCAGAAGGAGAAGGAGGGGGUGGUAGUGAGCGAGAGCCCGAAGCACGAGGUGGUGGUCGUCCCCGUGAGGUUGUAGCAGGAGGUGGUGGUGGUUGUCGUUCCUGUGGUGUUGAUGGAGAAGGAACAUCUUGUGGGAGAGAUGCCUGUGAGGUUAGGGGAGAAGGAGGUGAUAGUCAUUAUCCCUGUGAGAGUGAUAGAGAAGGAAGUCAGUUUACGGCAGUGGUAAAAGGAGAAAGGAAAGGUGGUCCCCAUGAAAAUGGAGGAGAAGGAGAAUGUCGCUCUGAGGUAAGAUUUGGGAUCACCAUCGGGUUUCCCAAUGAGGUUGUGGUUGGGAUUCAGGCUGGAGGGGGCAGUAGUAAGAAAGAGUUUGGAAGUGUGGAACUUAGUGAGGACGGCCAAGGGAUUCACAGUGACAGAAGAGAUGUUAGUAAAGAAGGUUUCAGGCUGCCCAGUCAGCAAGAGCAGCAGAGCUGGAUGGAGCAGGCAUUGAGCACGGCAAAAGGGGCUCUGGAGAAUGGUGAGGUGCCUGUCGGAUGUCUGAUGGUUUACCACAAUGAGAUUCUAGGACAAGGGAGGAAUGAAGUCAAUGAAACCAAGAAUGCUACACGACAUGCGGAGAUGGUUGCCAUUGGCUAUGUCUUGGAGUGGUGUCGCCAGAAAGGCAGGAGGUGGCAGGAAGUGUUUAAAGCCACAGUGCUAUAUGUCACUGUGGAACCAUGUAUCAUGUGCGCUGCAGCCUUGCGACUGCUGAACAUUCCACUGGUUGUGUAUGGCUGUCGGAAUGAGCGUUUUGGAGGCUGUGGUUCAGUGCUGAACAUUCCCGCAGAUGAUUUACAACACACUGGAGCACCCUUCCAGUGCAUAGGCGGAUACAGAGCUGAUGAAGCAGUGGAGCUGUUAAAGACUUUUUACAAAGCUGAAAACCCCAAUGCACCAAAAUCAAAAGUGCGGAAGAAGGAAUAAGCCCUGCCAUAUCGAUCCUAAAGCUGUGAAUCAUUCAGGGUUUGUUUAAAAGACAAACACUUGGCCAAGAAGUUCAGUGUUUAACAUAAACUGACUGGACAGUGGAAAUGAAUAACCAGUCCAUGUCGACUGAGCCAAGGGA
Messenger RNA from Leucoraja erinaceus (little skate), 1143 nucleotides. RefSeq names its product adenosine deaminase tRNA specific 2 (gene adat2). The transcript is spliced from 6 exons. The coding region runs from base 513 to 1001 and encodes 162 amino acids. Gene Ontology annotation, cellular component: cytoplasm; nucleus. Gene Ontology annotation, biological process: tRNA wobble adenosine to inosine editing. The record is from RefSeq and is a predicted model, not a curated record. Gene Ontology annotation, molecular function: tRNA-specific adenosine-34 deaminase activity; zinc ion binding. Lineage: Eukaryota; Metazoa; Chordata; Chondrichthyes; Rajiformes; Rajidae.